Penicillium alfredii is the source of this 930-nucleotide messenger RNA. RefSeq names its product transporter YIP1. The record is from RefSeq and is a predicted model, not a curated record. The transcript has 2 exons. Gene Ontology annotation, cellular component: trans-Golgi network; membrane. Lineage: Eukaryota; Fungi; Ascomycota; Eurotiomycetes; Eurotiales; Aspergillaceae. Gene Ontology annotation, biological process: endoplasmic reticulum to Golgi vesicle-mediated transport; vesicle fusion with Golgi apparatus. Bases 1 to 930 code for a protein of 309 amino acids.
AUGGCCCAGUACUAUCCGCAACAGCAGGCCUACGGGCCCCAGGGCUCUGCUCAAAACCUCCAGUUCUUCCCCUCGUCCUACUCCGUGUCCGGCCACACCACCCCCUCCCAAGCAUCGUAUGGUGCCGGCUUCGGGGGUGCCCCGAACCCUUCUACACAAGCUUUCCCAGGUGGUGGCUAUGGUGGAUUCGGAUCUUCGGCAGCGGGUGUGAGUGGACGGAUGGGCGAGCAGGGUGGCUUGAGAACCGGGUGGCUGGCGGCAUUUGGGACGGAGGGAUACGAUGGCGAACCGCCGUUGCUGGAGGAGCUUGGGAUAAAUUUUGAGCACAUUCGAACCAAGACCUUGACCGUCCUGAACCCUUUUGCUUCCAUUGACAACCACCUCAUGGACGAUAGCGACCUCUACGGCGCUUUGCUCUACAUUGUCCUGUACGGGACCUUCCUCCUGCUGUCAGGCAAGGUGUUCUAUGGCUACAUCUAUGGCGUUGCUGUCUUCGGCACCGUGGCCCUACACCUGAUUCUUAGUCUCAUGUCGCCGGCCCUCGACACUAUGACCCCUAACGCGGCCGACCCCACAAACUACAACCCUCAUCAUAAGCCCUCCGCAUCAGCCGCCGGUCAUUUCUCAGCAACCCUGACCUUCCCUCGCUCCGCCAGCGUCUUGGGUUACUGCUUCUUGCCGCUUGUGCUCACCAGUCUCAUCGGCAUCCUUAUUCCCAUGGACACGAUGUUCGGGUACCUCUUGACCACGGCCGCCGUGGGCUGGUGUACCUACAGUUCCUCGGGCAUGUUCUGUGCUGUCGCGCGCAUGAGCGGCAUGCGCGGCUUGGUGGCGUAUCCGCUGGCUCUGUUUUAUGUCGUCUUUGGCAUCAUGGGGAUCUUCUCCUCGCGGGGUACCGGUACGCUGGCGGCGAAGACGGGAGCCGCUUGA